CCACGGUUUUGACAUCUUGACUAAUAACCUUACAUUUAAGGAGAGUUGCAAAUAUUAAUUAAUCCAAAACAUAAACUUUUAGAAUAAAAAUUGACUGGUUUUUCAGUAGUUUUUAAAUAAAAUAUAAAAAAUGGGAGAAAGAAAAGGAACAAAUAAAUAUUAUCCACCUGACUACGAUCCUAGUAAAGGGGGCCUUAACAAAUGGCAAGGAACUCAUGCUUUGCGAGAAAGAGCUCGCAAAAUUCAUUUAGGCGUAAUCAUAAUUCGUUUUGAAAUGCCUUAUAAUAUAUGGUGCGAGGGCUGCAACAAUCAUAUAGGUAUGGGGGUGAGAUACAACGCCGAGAAGAAGAAAGUAGGAAUGUAUUAUACUACCCCCAUAUACGAAUUCAAGAUGAAGUGCCACCUUUGUGAAAACCAUUUCAUCAUAAAAACCGAUCCAGCUGUGCUAGAAGACAAGAAAAUAGGUGGGAUCCAACAAAAAAUGAACAGGUUGUGCCAGAAACAAAGGAAGUUCAAAAAAAACUUUAUGAUGAUUCCAUGUUUAAAUUAG
This is a messenger RNA of Agrilus planipennis (emerald ash borer), 550 nucleotides long. Its product is annotated as coiled-coil domain-containing protein 130 homolog. Bases 131 to 550 code for a protein of 139 amino acids. The record is from RefSeq and is a predicted model, not a curated record. The transcript has 2 exons. Lineage: Eukaryota; Metazoa; Arthropoda; Insecta; Coleoptera; Buprestidae. Gene Ontology annotation, biological process: mRNA splicing, via spliceosome. Gene Ontology annotation, cellular component: U2-type spliceosomal complex; post-mRNA release spliceosomal complex.